AGAGCGGCCCGGAAGUGCCCGGCUGAAGCGGCCGGGCGCUGAUUGGUGUCUUUGAGUCUAGUCUUUGUUCGGGGCUGUCCAAAGGAUGCUAGCUAUUGCACCUGUUCCUCCCCGCGUGUAAGAUAGAGGAUAAAUCUCCUGACAAAGCCCAGAAUGACCACAGCCCUGGAACCUGAGGAACGAAAAGGACUUCCGAUAAUUAAGGCAGAAGACCAUUACUGGGGACAGGAUUCCAGCUCACCAAAGUGCAGUCCUCACAGGAGGGAACUCUGUAGACAGCACUUCAGGAAGCUGUGCUAUCAGGAUGCACCUGGACCCCGUGAAGCUCUUACCCAGCUGUGGGAGCUCUGCCGUCAGUGGUUGAGGCCAGAAUGCCACACCAAGGAGCAGAUUUUAGACCUGCUGGUGCUAGAACAGUUCCUGAGCAUUCUUCCUAAAGACCUGCAAGCAUGGGUGCAGGCACACCAUCCAGAGACUGGAGAGGAGGCAGUGACUGUGCUGGAGGAUCUGGAGAGAGAGCUUGAUGAACCUGGAAAGCAGGUCCCAGGCAAUUCAGAAAGACAGGACAUACUCAUGGACAAGUUGGCCCCCUUGGGAAGGCCAUAUGAAUCACUGACUGUCCAGCUCCAUCCCAAGAAGACCCAACUGGAGCAGGAAGCUGGGAAACCACAAAGGAAUGGCUGUUUGCUUCUCAAACAUACAAUAGGACCCGUUUGUGUACUGUUUGUUUGUUACAGGUGAUAAAACUAGGACUAAGAAUGAAGAGUUGUUCCAGAAGGAAGAUAUGCCCAAAGACAAGGAAUUCCUUGGGGAGAUAAAUGACAGACUGAACAAAGAUACUCCUCAGCAUCCUAAGUCCAAAGAUAUUAUGGAAAAUGAGGGUAGAUCAGAAUGGCAACAGAGGGAAAGAAGACGAUAUAAAUGUGAUGAAUGUGGGAAAAAUUUCAGUCAUAGCUCAGACCUUAGUAAACACAGGAGAACUCACACUGGAGAGAAGCCCUAUAAAUGUGAUGAGUGUGGAAAAGCCUUCAUUCAGCGCUCACAUCUCAUUGGACAUCAUAGAGUACACACUGGAGUAAAACCCUAUAAAUGUAAAGAAUGUGGGAAAGAUUUCAGUGGGCGCACAGGUCUUAUUCAACAUCAGAGAAUCCACACAGGUGAAAAACCCUAUGAAUGUGAUGAGUGUGGAAGACCUUUCCGAGUAAGUUCAGCUCUUAUUAGACAUCAAAGAAUUCAUACGGCAAAUAAACUCUACUAAUAUAGUAGUGAUAUCAAAAGUUCUUUAGACACUCAGGCCUAACUAGUUAUCAGAGAAUCUAAUUUAGAAACCUUGAGUUUCCUCAAUGUGGUCAAAGCUUCAGUCAUCAUUAAACUACUCUGG
Messenger RNA from Rhinopithecus roxellana (golden snub-nosed monkey), 1381 nucleotides. It is a transcript of the gene ZSCAN16, whose product is annotated as zinc finger and SCAN domain containing 16. The coding region runs from base 154 to 741 and encodes 195 amino acids. NCBI's taxonomy places the organism in Eukaryota, Metazoa, Chordata, Mammalia, Primates, Cercopithecidae. The record is from RefSeq and is a predicted model, not a curated record. The transcript is spliced from 4 exons.